Messenger RNA from Cryptomeria japonica (Japanese cedar), 1196 nucleotides. RefSeq lists its product as uncharacterized. The transcript is spliced from 2 exons. NCBI's taxonomy places the organism in Eukaryota, Viridiplantae, Streptophyta, Pinopsida, Cupressales, Cupressaceae. Bases 331 to 762 code for a protein of 143 amino acids. The record is from RefSeq and is a predicted model, not a curated record.
CAGUAGAAGAAAAUACAUGACAACAUUUUUUAUUACACAAAAAUUAUGUGAAUGCUCCCACACCCAACUACAAAUUGUGCAAUUUUUCGUACCAUUGUGGUCUCCAUGCUUGUCUCUACAGCCACAAGGAUAAGGGGUACACCACCACCAGGCCCUCUGUCCUAUUACCAGUUGAAAGCUUGUGAAGGCAAGUAAGGCGAAGAGGAAUAUUGUUGGUGCUGUUGCUGGCCAAGUUACUAUUCUAUUAAGUGCAUAAAACACCACCCAGACACUGUUCAAACACAUCCGAAGGGAUAUCAAUCCGAGUGUGGAUUACACACGUUGUUUAACAUGUCUCUGUCUACGAGUUUUAGCUCAGGGACAAGCAGGGUUCGAGUCCACUGCGCCCCACCUCAAACUUCCUCAUUUAGACCCAGAAAAAGAGUAGCAUUAGCAUAUGCAAGAAUAAAGAGGCCAGUGGAAGAGCGCUUCAAUAUACUCUGCGAGAGGAAUGUAUCGGAAAACCAACUGGAGGAGCUCUGCGUGGAGAGGUGGUCAAAAUGGGAGAGCGGGAAAUGCAAACUGUACUGGGAAUGGCAGGUUGAUCAACAGGUUUACAUUGUGAAAGGAAGUGUGAGGGUGGUUCCUAAUGGCUGUGACGAUGAUGGCGCCUGGUUCUACGCAGGCGACCUCGUGCGAUAUCCCAAGUGGCUCGAGGCCUCCUUGUAUUUCCAGGGCCCUUACGAGGAGCGCUACCGUUUUUUGGCCUACGGGGACGAUUAAUUCAAGGAUAGAAAACAUAUCAACAAAUCAACUUUGCUGGAAUUUCGCUUUCAUCUAUUUGGUUGUUAAAAUAUAAUCAAGCAUUUUUGGCCAAAUACUUCAGGUAUCGACAAAUUAUUCAGAACUUGGUAUUGAUGUUGCACGUUUCUCAUAAAAUGAUCAUCAUAGUUUUGGUAUUAUUGUGACACUGAACUCUUGAUUCUCAAGAAAUCUAAGUGCGUUCCAAAGUGACCACAUAUUGAGUGUAAGAUGUUAAUUCAAAUAUGUAAAUAGAGGAGAUUAUUGGAAGUGGUAUUGUAAUUACUAAGUUAACUAAGUCUUUUACGUCAUGCAGUGUUGCAUUAUUAUUAUUUUCAGUAGGUAAUUUGAAAUUGGAUGACCAAUUAAGAUUCACCCAUUUUACAGGAUUUAGUAAUCGCUUUUGUUUCUUGGUA